This is a messenger RNA of Molossus molossus (Pallas's mastiff bat), 3542 nucleotides long. RefSeq names its product ArfGAP with SH3 domain, ankyrin repeat and PH domain 1 (gene ASAP1). The record is from RefSeq and is a predicted model, not a curated record. Gene Ontology annotation, biological process: positive regulation of GTPase activity. Gene Ontology annotation, cellular component: cytoplasm. Lineage: Eukaryota; Metazoa; Chordata; Mammalia; Chiroptera; Molossidae. The transcript has 30 exons. The coding region runs from base 192 to 3527 and encodes 1111 amino acids. Gene Ontology annotation, molecular function: GTPase activator activity; protein binding.
CGUCACGCUGCUGGAGGAGUAAGAGUGUGAGAAAUAAUUUUGCAAACCGCGAGGAAGGGAUGACGCAUCCUUUGCGACUGGAGGAGGCCCAGUACCUAAGUUCUCCCCUUCCUGACUGUUGGGCUCAACUGUGAAAUAGGACAAAGACACGAGGCAAGUGCAAGCUAAAUAGACCGGCGUUAUCACUGCUAAUGGGUGUAGUGUGUGGCCUGGCUCCUGGCUGUGGGCAGGUGCACGUCCUAACUGAGCUCCAGGAUUGGAAGCUCAUUGCAACGCUGGAGAAGCAGAACAAGGCGCUCGACCAAGAUAGGACAGCUCUGCAGAAGGUGAAGAAGUCUGUGAAAGCGAUCUAUAACUCUGGGCAAGAUCAUGUGCAAAAUGAAGAAAACUAUGCGCAAGUCCUGGAUAAGUUCGGGAGUAAUUUUUUAAGUCGCGACAACCCAGAUCUUGGCACCGCUUUUGUCAAAUUUUCUACCCUUACAAAGGAACUGUCCACGCUGCUGAAAAAUCUGCUCCAGGGCCUGAGCCACAAUGUCAUCUUCACCUUGGACACCCUGUUGAAAGGGGACCUGAAGGGAGUCAAAGGCGAUCUCAAGAAGCCAUUUGACAAAGCUUGGAAGGAUUAUGAGACGAAGUUCACAAAAAUUGAGAAGGAGAAGAGGGAGCAUGCAAAACAGCACGGGAUGAUCCGCACGGAGAUCACCGGGGCCGAGAUCGCCGAGGAGAUGGAGAAGGAGCGGCGUCUCUUUCAGCUCCAGAUGUGUGAAUAUCUCAUUAAAGUUAACGAAAUCAAGACCAAAAAGGGUGUGGACCUGCUGCAGAAUCUCAUCAAGUAUUAUCACGCACAGUGCAAUUUCUUUCAAGAUGGCUUGAAAACGGCUGAUAAAUUGAAACAGUACAUUGAAAAGCUGGCUGCUGAUUUGUACAAUAUAAAACAGACCCAGGAUGAAGAAAAGAAACAGCUAACUGCACUCCGAGACUUAAUAAAAUCCUCCCUGCAGCUCGAGCAGAAAGAAUCUAGGAGAGACUCUCAGAGCCGACAGGGGGGCUACAGCAUGCAUCAGCUCCAGGGCAACAAGGAGUACGGCAGCGAGAAGAAGGGGUACCUGCUGAAGAAAAGUGACGGGAUCCGCAAAGUGUGGCAGAGGAGGAAGUGUGCCGUCAAGAACGGGAUGCUGACCAUCUCCCACGCCACAUCGAACAGGCAGCCAGCCAAGUUGAACCUUCUCACCUGCCAGGUGAAACCGAAUGCCGAGGACAAGAAAUCGUUCGACCUGAUCUCACAUAAUAGGACGUAUCACUUUCAGGCAGAAGACGAACAGGAUUAUGUGGCAUGGAUAUCGGUGUUGACCAACAGCAAAGAAGAGGCCCUGACCAUGGCCUUCCGUGGGGAGCAGAGCACCGGGGAGAACAGCCUGGAAGACCUGACCAAAGCCAUCAUCGAGGACGUCCAGCGGCUCCCUGGCAACGACGUCUGCUGCGACUGUGGGUCGGCAGGUACUUAUCCCCAAAAACCCACCUGGCUUUCCACCAACUUGGGCAUUUUGACCUGUAUAGAAUGUUCCGGCAUUCACCGGGAAAUGGGCGUGCAUAUUUCUCGCAUCCAGUCUUUGGAACUAGACAAACUAGGAACUUCUGAACUCCUGCUGGCCAAGAAUGUCGGGAACAGUAGUUUUAACGAUAUCAUGGAGGCAAAUUUACCGAGCCCGUCACCAAAACCCACCCCGGCAAGUGAUAUGACGGCACGAAAAGAAUAUAUUACGGCAAAGUAUGUGGAUCACAGGUUUUCAAGGAAGACCUGUUCCUCUUCAUCAGCUAAACUGAACGAAUUGCUCGAGGCCAUCAGGUCAAAGGACUUACUUGCACUAAUUCAAGUCUAUGCGGAGGGCGUAGAGCUCAUGGAGCCGCUGCUGGAGCCGGGACAGGAGCUCGGGGAGACAGCCCUUCAUCUUGCAGUCCGAACUGCAGAUCAGACGUCUCUCCAUUUGGUCGACUUCCUUGUUCAAAACUGUGGGAACCUGGACAAGCAGACGGCCCUGGGGAACACGGCGCUGCACUACUGCAGCAUGUACGGGAAGCCUGAGAGUCUGAAGCUGCUGCUGCGGAGCAAGCCCACCGUGGACGUCGUGAACCAGGCUGGAGAGACUGCCCUGGACAUAGCCAAGAGACUGAGAGCCACCCAGUGCGAAGAUUUGCUUUCCCAGGCUAAGUCGGGGAAGUUCAACCCACACGUCCACGUAGAAUACGAAUGGAACCUUCGGCAGGAGGAGAUGGACGAGAGCGAUGAUGAUCUGGACGACAAACCGAGCCCUGUCAAGAAGGAGCGCUCACCGCGACCGCAGAGCUUCUGCCACUCCUCCAGCAUCUCCCCCCAGGACAAGCUGUCGCUGCCGGGGCACGGCACUGCGCGGGACAAGCAGCGGCUGUCCUACAGCGCCUUCACCAGCCAGACCUUCGCCUCCGCCAGCACAGACUCGCCCACGUCACCCACCUCGGAGGCGCCUCCACUGCCUCCUAGGAACGCCGGCAAAGGUCCAACUGGCCCACCUUCAACACUCCCUCUAAGCACCCAGACCUCUAGUGGCGCCUCCACCCUGUCCAAGAAGCGGCCUCCUCCCCCACCACCCGGACACAAGAGAACCCUGUCUGACCCUCCCAGCCCACUACCUCACGGGCCCUCAAACAAAGGCGCAGCUCCCUGGGGUAACGACAUGGGUCCGUCGUCGUCAAGCAAGACCGCAAACAAGUUCGAGGGACUGUCCCAGCAGUUGAGCACCGGCUCUGCGAAGACGGCCCUGGGCCCGAGAGUUCUUCCUAAACUACCUCAGAAAGUGGCACUACGGAAGACAGAAACCAGCCACCAUCUCUCCCUAGACAAAGCCGGUGUCCCGCCUGAAGUUGCCCAGAAAUCCGCACAGCCGGCGGACGUGCCGCAGAAGCCACCACCUGGAGACCUGCCCCCAAAGCCCACCGAGCUGGCUCCCAAACCCCAGAUUGGGGACCUGCCCCCUAAGCCAGGAGAACUGCCCCCCAAGCCACAGCUGGGCGACCUGCCACCCAAACCCCAGCUCUCAGACUUACCUCCGAAGCCACAGAUGAAGGACCUGCCUCCGAAGCCACAGCUGGCGGACCUGCUGGCAAAGUCCCAGCCCGGCGACGUCUCGACCAAGGCUCAGCCGUCCGACGCCACCCUGAGGCCGCACCCCGCGGACCUCUCCCUGAACAUGCCGGCCCGAGACGCCGUGCGGAAGCAAGCCUCGGAGGAUGCCAAUGACCUGACGCCCACUCUGCCCGAGAUGCCUGUCCCGCUGCCCAGGAAGAUCAACACGGGGAAAAGCAAGGUGAGGCGAGUGAAGACCAUCUACGACUGCCAGGCCGACAACGAUGACGAGCUGACCUUCAUCGAGGGCGAGGUGAUCGUCGUCACGGGCGAGGAGGACCAGGAGUGGUGGAUCGGCCACAUCGAAGGACAGCCGGAGAGGAAGGGCGUCUUCCCCGUGUCCUUCGUGCACAUCCUGUCCGACUAGAGAGAAGCAGAACCC